Messenger RNA from Closterium sp. Yama58-4, 1296 nucleotides. The record is from the annotation of a GenBank genome assembly. Lineage: Eukaryota; Viridiplantae; Streptophyta; Zygnematophyceae; Desmidiales; Closteriaceae.
AUGGGAACUGCGCAAUUGUGUACCUGGCAUUUAGUGGACAGUGUACAGUUGGAGAGCGAUUCAGUGGUUGCUGCACAUGUGGAGCGCCUAAAAGGCAGCACAUGUGGUGGUGGAGAUAUGAGCUCGGUGAAGCCCCCGUUGAAGGACAUCGUACAGAAGCUGAAAGUGCUCCCCGACGAUGUGUUUCUGUUUGUGGAGAUACCGUUUAUGCCCAGCCGGUUGCCGAAGACCAAGAUACCGGGGAGGAACGGAACCCCGUGCGACCGGAUCAUAAGUGUCGGCUUCUUGUACAAUGCGACGGGGACCUGCACCACGGUGCCCCUUGUGGUGUUGCGCCAUGACGAGCGCCCCGAACCUAGGCGCAGCGGGGAUCCUGCACCGGCGGUGAUUGUGCGCUACACGAAGAGUGGGCGCCUCACACCCGAGGUGUUUACCGAGUUUUUUCAGACGGUUGAUGGGGUGCAGCUUAGCCGUGGAAGGAAGACGGUUGUGUUCACCUACAACACGGCGCACCGCAUUACCGCGAAUGACGCGGAGACCACGGUGGAGCAUGGGCUGACUAUGGUGCAUUUCACGCACACACGCUUUGUGGACCUGACAGACGUUGUGCACUGGUCCAGUAUGCCGUUUUUGCACGGCGUGGUGGACGCUUUCAAGGCUGAGUAUCGUGUGAUACUGAUGAGACGCGCGGUGCGGUCCAAUCUGUUCCACGAGGAUUUCGAAGCGCCGUUUUCCCUGGUGAAUUACGGUGUUAUGCUGCUGUGGGUGGGCUUGGCAUGGAAGGCGCUGACGGCGGCAACGAUGCAAAGGAGCUGGUGGAGGGCGGGAUGCGUCCCGGAGUCAUGGUGGGAGCUGAUGUGGCACCUGCACGGCAUGUACUCGGCCGGCAUGUACGAUCCCCUGGUCUCUACCACGGCGGACCUCCUGGUGCUGCUACGUGAGUUCCGUGUGCGGCCGGCUAUUUAUAUGCCGGUGUCCGAUUACGUGACAUGCGAUGAGUGGUUAAUGGAGAAGGCUGGUGUGAAGUUGGUGACGCCCACGACGCCGACGUCUUCAGGGGACGAGGGCGAGAUGUGCCUGCCGGAUGGGCCUCUGAUGCGUGACGAACGAAGCCGACGACGUGCCAUCCGCAAUGUGACGAACGCGUACGUGUGUCACGCGGAGGCGCUGGGGAUUGCUCCUGCGGAGGUGGCGACUGUCGUUGGCGCCUCUGAUGGAGAGGUGGUUAGCCGCCUAAGCCGCACACCGAAGAAGCGAGCGCGCAGUUCGGGGUCGUCGGAUAGUGGGUCCGUGUAG